CCGGUCACAGUGAACAAUGGCGGCCGAAAGAGAGCGAGAGAUGAUCUUGCUGGAGAUGCAGUUGUUGAAUAUCGAUGAAAGUAUCCUUCUCCUGAAUCGAAUUCUUGGCAACAAAAUAAGGUCGAGGAAAAGGAAGAGAUGGGAUGUGCGCCUGUUGAACCAAUCAGUGCUUGGUCGACCUCUGAAAAACGAGGAAAUGCAUUUCGGGAACUUUAGAAUGUUGGCAAGUCGAUUUGACGAUCUAGUUUGUCGUGUGCAGCCGCUGAUAUUUCACCAGAGCACACACUCCAUGCCUGUUGAUACUAUCCAGAGACUUGCAGUUAGUUUGCAAAUUUUAGCGUCUGGUGGCAGCCAACAGUCUGUUGCAGCGAGCUAUAAUAUGUCCUCCAGCACUGCGUCUGGUGUACUGUCAGAGGUCUGCAAAGCUUUAUGGACGGCCCUGCAGCCUGAAUUUCUUCCAUGCCCAUCAACUACCCAGUGGGAAGGUAUUGCUGCAGAGUUUUGGCAAUUGUGGAACUUCCCGAACUGUAUAGGAAGCGUCGACGGGAAACACAUCAAAAUCAAGGCACCGCGACGCUCCAAGAGUGGCUACUUCAAGGGUUCUCGCUCCAUUGUUAUGAUGGCAACAUGUGAUGCAAGGUAUCGCUUCACCAUGUUGGACAUGGGCGAAUAUGGAAGGGAAAGUGACGGGGGCAUUUUCAAGGAGAGCAAAUUUGGUUCGAUGCUGCUCGACGAAGAGCUCAAUCUGCCCGCACCAGCGAAACUCCCUGGAACACAAGUCCAAAUCCCCCAUGUGAUUGUUGGUGAUGCUGCCUUCCCCCUGCACAGCAAUCUCAUGUCCCCCUUCCCAGGGGCAAAUCUGAGCAUGGAGAAGCAGAACUUCAAUUACCGUCUUUCCAGAGCCAGGCGGGUCAUUGAAAACAGCUUUGGAAUCAUGAUGGCAAGGUGGAGGAUUCUUGGACGGGAUGUUGAGUUCCUGCCAGAGAAGACCGUGGAUGUUGUAAAGGCAUGUGUUGUCCUGCACAACUACCUGGCCUACACUGACGAUCUGAACACACCAGAGACCAAAUACAUACCACCAAGCUUUGCGGACUAUGAUUCAGGUGGAUCAGUGGAGCCUGGGGAGUGGCGAAGCCUGGUAGCAGGGGACUCAAAUCUGAUGGGGCCCAUAGAUCCCUCACAUAUGUCAAAGAACCGUUCCAACACAGCUGCCCAGGCUGUCCGCAAUCAAUUGACUGCCUUCUUUCUGUCACCGCAGGGAAGUGUGGAAUGAAUCUGCAUGUCUUGAAUCAUUAAUCCAUCCAUUGAACCAGACAUCCCCCUCUGUCCACCUUCUUCACCCCUUUUUACGAAGAUGGUACCAUGUCAGUACCAAAGUAUCCUGGGUCUGUUUUGGAUACAACCUGAACAAAUCCAGAACAAUUUCUCCAGGAAGGAAAAAAAUAGACAAACAACCAAACAAACAAAAAACCCUGCAAAAUUUAUAACAAUGUGCUCGAUUUAAAGCAGCAACAGCAAGAACAAAAUACAAAAGUAACAUAAUCAACAAAACAAAAAGGAAAAAAAUAUUGCACAUGAUUCCUAAAAAGAAAAGUUUAUUUUAUUUGAUCAUCCAAUUCAUAGUUUGAUGAAACUUUAUAUCGCAACAAGAUAAUCAUUUUUCAGCACAAAGCCUGAUACAAAAUUGUUAACUAUGUCAGCUAAGCAGCUUUCUUUUUAAAUGCAGCUUUGUUGUAUUUACAGUCCAUCUCCUUCGUAUUUCUAGGCCCCACUUCUUCACACAGACUUCCCGUCAUCCAGAUAAAUGCCACUAAAUGGAUCCAUUCCUCUUUUCCUCACUCUUGGUCUUCUAGUUCACAUUUUCGUAAAUCAAAUCGUUUGAUUUGCCAGAGUUUGGCAAGUUAGCGCUGUUCAGCCCAGAUCCUUAGCAGCUUGUUUCAUUUCACUGCAGUUGGCAUAAAUGUCAUUCUUAGUUGUCUAGAAUUAAAUCAAAACAUUUAAGGUGUUAAUUUUUGUGCAGGUAAAUUUAAUUAGAUUCCUGAGUUUUAAAAUUAACGUAUAGGAGGUAAAAGUCCAUUUAAAGUAUCUCCUUGUCAUCUUUAAAAAGUUGACCAGAAGCAGCAGUGUUGGUUUCACCUUUACUCAGAGCCCUGAAAAAUACAAAAGAACAUAUUAAAAGUAAAAGAAACUCAUGUAUUGGUCCAUUGAGUGAGGCCACAGCAGAGGCAAGUUCUUGGGGAAACAAAUCACAAAUGAAAAAUAACUAGACUGGUCAACCAACAGAAAGUGGGUCACAUUAACUGAUUGGUAACCAAGAGGCUUGAAAAAUGUUAAGCAACUGAAGUAAAACAUCAGACAAAAGAUAAAGUAUGAAAGUCCUGAGAGUCAUGUGUGCUUAUGUGGUCAGAAAAAGGUUAGAGGGAAAUUUGAGAACAUGAAAUAAGGAUGAUAUCAGUGUUACUGCUGCUGAUUGAUACUCAAGUUUACCAUCAGACAAUUUUUCUUUUUUGUACAUCUUCUAUUAUUUUCAAACUUAAAAAUGUUAUUAACGUGUGUUGCUUUUGGAGAAAAUAUAGAAUGUUCCACAGUCUUCUUACGGUGUCAUGGUCUUUAUCUCUUUUUCUUCUUUUAUUUUGAGUCUUCUUAUGUUAAACCUGUAUCCUACUUGCUGCCCUUUGAUUUUGUACUCCUGUUAAGUUGGUAUGCUUAAAUUCCUGUUUUAUUUCGAAACAGUUUUUCUUACAAGUGCGGUAUCUUUUUUGACUUCCUUCCUUGGUCACAUCCUGAUUUACUCCCACCUUUUUCGAAUUAGUCCCUGAGUAUUUUUUUUUGUGUGUAUAUAUAUCAUUUAUAGGCUAUAUCCAUGUGAAGACGAACUGCUUAUAAUUUAAAAAAUAUUCUUCGUAAAGACGGAGGCGUGCCAGUAAAUACAGUAUGUGCAUCCACAUGAAUUUACUCAAUAGCAGGGCUCUCAAGCAUUCCAUGACAUGCAAGUGAAGUGAGUCAAACUAUUUAUUUUACAAUAACCUUGUAGUGUAUCGAACCACUCACCUACCUUGUAACGAACAGCAGAAUACACACCACGAAUAAAACCGCAGAUGUGCUGAUGAAAACAGGCAACAACACUCCACCUGUAACACAAAUAAAAUAUUAAAAUUAGAAUAUGCAGUCAUGUCAGGACAUUAGGGAAUAAUAACAAUGAGGGCAACAUCUGCCCUCAUUCAUUGUACUCCUUUAUAAAGUGUGUAAUGAUUAUGAUGGCAUUUCCAAUUCAUUUGAGAUAUUUUUACUAUAUACUAUAUAUUUUGGAUUCUUUUGCUGAUACAAAAAUGAAGAGCAAACCAAGCAUAAUGUGUAUGUGAGCUAUUCCAGGCACGCAAUACUCUCGUCACGAGGGAUGCUACAAUCCGACAGUGUUCAAAUAUUUCUAUUUUUAUAAUCUUAAAGUGUAUAACACCACAAACAUUGAGUAUCUGUAACUGAGUGAGAGCUGUGCAAAUAAAAAGAUGCCACACCAGGCUUGUAUAUCUUC
Molecule: messenger RNA, 3532 nt
Organism: Cololabis saira (Pacific saury)
Lineage: Eukaryota; Metazoa; Chordata; Actinopteri; Beloniformes; Belonidae
Product: putative nuclease HARBI1
Exons: 4
Coding region: 17-1273 (418 amino acids)
Source: RefSeq, a predicted model, not a curated record